CCUGUUAAUAAAAUGCGUAAAAUUAUAUUUCGCUCUUCUCUUCUUCUCUUCUCUUCUUUAGGUAGAAAACCAUCAACAUUUUGAAGAUUACUUUCAAAGCAGAAUAAACGGGAAUUGGCUUGUAUUUAGACGCUACUCUUGAACUUAGUGUAAUAGUCAACCUAAAUCCAUCUUAAAAACAGAAUGAUUUUGUUUAUACGGUUGUAAAACUCUUCAAAUUCCAGUAGAAAUGGGAAGUCGAGAAAUAAUAACAUUGCAAAUAGGUCAUUAUUCAAACUUUGUUGGAACACAUUGGUGGAACAUCCAGGAGUCAUCAUUUAAUUAUGAUCCAACCAAAGCUUCAGAAGAUAAAGAAGUAAAUCAUGACAUCUUAUGGAGAGAAGGACAGACUCUUAAAGGAGAAAUCACUUUUACACCUAGACUGAUUGCAUUUGAUCUGAAAGGAAGUUUGAAAACACUGAAACAAGAAGGAAUUCUAUAUGAUUUAAACUCACAAGAGGAAGUCAAGUGGGGAGGAGAUGUGAACCUUCACCAGUCAGUUCCAGUUCCAAAGAACCAGUAUUUACAGGAUCUGGCAGCUAAGGAGAACACAGUUUUAGUACCAGAAGAUGCUGAUCAAGGGGAAGGCGAUGAUAUUCCUGAUGACAUUUCUGCUAAAGAAGAAGAGGUAUUUGGUAGAAAGCUGUAUGAUAUAGAUGGUUCAGUGAGCGUAUGGUCAGAUUUCAUGAAAGUUCAUAUCCAUCCAAAGUCGUUGCACAUCAUCAAUGAAUAUACCAAAGAUAGUGAAAUAGACAAAUUUGACAUAUAUGGUUGUGGAAAGUCUGUACUGUCUAACUAUGAAACGAGGUCAGAGAUGGAGGAUCGUAUUCAUUUCUUUACAGAAGAAUGUGAUAGCUUACAGGGUUUCCAUAUCCUAGUAGAUACCUAUGAUGGUUUUGGAGGGUUAGGAACAGGUUUGUUAGAGUACUUGAGGGAUGAGUUUGAUUCUAAGUCAUUGAUGACCUUUGGUUUGACACCUGCAGUUUUACCAGAUAGUACUCCCCAUGAGAGAGCAAACAGGAUUUUAAAUUCAGCUAUAACCUACAAUAACUGUAGCACAUAUAGUUCUUUGUUCACACCUCUGUCUUUAGCAUCAACUCUGUGGAAGAAAAUUGGACCUGUUGUUAAAUUUCCAUAUUUAGAUUACAAGUCUAUACCAUACCAUACCAGUAGUAUACUAGCUGCAGCAUUAGACACAAUGUCUUUACCCUACAGGAAUACUGGUCAAAUGGAUCUCAGAGACCUCACAGAUAGUCUCAGUUCAUUAGGUAAAAAGGUGGCAUCCUUAAAUGCAGCAUUACCUUUUCCUAUGAUUGGUAACGGUCAUCUAGUUCAAUCCAUCCUGUCAUUAGAAGACAAUUUACCCUGGUCAUCUCUCACACCACAUGUGACCAACCAGUCCAAUCCAUUUAUGCAGUCAGUUGUUUCAAGAGGUAUAACAGAUCUAAGGCUAAAGAGUCCGCUACCUUAUUCAAAGACUCCAAAUGAAUAUAGUUCCUGUUAUACAGUAGAUGAUGUCCUACAGAAGUAUCUAGAAACUAAAUUCCAAUCAACUUUCAGUGCCAGAUGUGCUCGUUGUUUACACCUCGAUGUGUUACCUCCAUUUCCUAACAUUUUCAGUAGAAAUAUUGACAGCAAUGGAUUUAUAUCUCCUGUUCUGAGACACCACAAACAAGGAGUAGACAGGAUACCAGUUAUGACGUCUUUACAGUCUAGUCCAGACAUUCACCAGUUAACACAGACUUUACAUACGGAGGCAUCUAAACUUAACAUUAAAAAACAUUCCGCCUACAUAGAGGCGGGACUUGAAGAAGAUAAUUAUCUAGAAAUCUUGCAGGAGUUAUCUGAUCUUGAUUCAUGUUAUGUGAACAAAAUGGAAAGCUUGUGAUAUAUUUUCGAAUGCUUUUUUGCCAGCUUAGAUCUAUUAUGAAACUAUUUGUAGAACAUGGACUGUUAGUUUUAUAAAUACCCAAUGUAAAAGUUUUAUAAAUUUUAUUCAUCAGUUUACAAUGCAAAUAGUUAAGACAAUUAUGAAUAACCAUAUAAAAAUACAAAUUAGUACAAAAAUAUUGAACAUACAAAACUAAUAUCAAAUGGUAAGAAUACUGUUUCUCUAAAAACAAAAACAAAAACAUUUUAAAAACAAACAAGAUUUGUACACAUUACAGCAUAAUGAAUGAACAUAAAAUAGCAUAAUAUGAAAUCAAUUUUGUCCAGACAUAGGUGUUGAUAUUCAGCAGCAGCAUCAACAAUUAAUCAUUUUAGAACAAUGCAUUCUAGGUAAUAUAUUUUAAAGUUCACACCAAAAUAUGAUUGGUUGAUAACAUUCUAAACAAUGGAUAUCCAGCCUAUGAUACAAGUUAUUUCCAUUUUUGUUUACAAAAACAAGAAAAUUUCACACAAUCGGCAAAGAUUUUAUAUUUACAGUAGGUUUGAAAUUCAAACAGAUACUAAUCUUUUAUUGGCUGCAAGAGGAAUCACCUGAUUGCACUUCAUGUUUCCAAUUUAUGUAUAAGCAACAUAAUCUAAUAGAAUAGAGAUAUAAGCUUCAACCUUCAAAUAAAAUGGCACUCUUUUUAAACAUAGUUCUUUGUACUUCCAGCAAACCUUUAAGGUUUUAAAAUUUUGCAUGUGAUAUAAUACUGCUUUCAUAUUGAACAAAUUGUAUUAUGUUGAUGUUUUGCUUAUAGCUUUACUUUCAGACUUUUGAUAACAAAUAUGUUGUAUUUUGAAGAAUUGUAAAUGUAAGAAUUGAAACU
Molecule: messenger RNA, 2798 nt
Organism: Mytilus californianus (California mussel)
Lineage: Eukaryota; Metazoa; Mollusca; Bivalvia; Mytilida; Mytilidae
Product: protein misato homolog 1-like
Exons: 14
Coding region: 230-1927 (565 amino acids)
Biological process (GO): mitochondrion distribution
Cellular component (GO): cytoplasm
Source: RefSeq, a predicted model, not a curated record